CUAGGCGCUAAAACUCGGACAGACAAGCAGACGUCUCUGACUGAUAAAUCAUUUUGCUACUAAGUGUUUUGUUUCGUUCUCAUUAAUACUCAGUUUUCUAUGUUUGUGCGAGGACGAUCAACGUGAAAAUGAUUUGCACCACAGUUUCGUCCAUAAAAACUAUUUGUGCAAUGGUACUGCUCAUGUUGGGUUAUGCAGAAUGUCAAGCAAAACACCGACAAGAUAAACGAUGGGUAGAUAAGUCAAUACUUUGUUACGAAUGUAACUCAGAGUAUGAUCCGAGGUGUGGAGAUCCAUUUGAUAAUUACACUAUUGGAAUCGUUAAUUGCUCACUGAAGCGGCAACCAGAAUAUAUCGAAUUUCCCCCAACGCUCUGCCGGAAAACAGUUCAAAUAGUUAAUGGAAAAACUCGAGUCAUCAGAUCAUGUGGUUAUAUUGUUAGCGACAGAGACGACCGCGAGUGUGCUAAGAGAAGUGGAACUCAUGAUGUUCAACUGAGAUACUGCUCUUGCACAGGAUCUCUUUGUAAUCACAGUUACAAACUUGGUCCUUCCAGUUUGAUUAUAUUAUUUUCGGCGAUCGCUCUACUAGGAACAAAUUUACUUAAAUUAGGAAACAAAUUUUAAUUUCAGAGCCUGGCGAUCCCGACCAACAAAAGGUCACAUUUAAAAAUGAUAGAAAAUUUCAAGCUCAGACUGGAAAUCAAUGAUUUGAAAAAAUAAUACAUUCCGAAAAGUUGA
This is a messenger RNA of Coccinella septempunctata (seven-spotted ladybird), 740 nucleotides long. RefSeq lists its product as uncharacterized. The transcript has 3 exons. The record is from RefSeq and is a predicted model, not a curated record. Lineage: Eukaryota; Metazoa; Arthropoda; Insecta; Coleoptera; Coccinellidae. Bases 129 to 626 code for a protein of 165 amino acids. Gene Ontology annotation, biological process: sleep; positive regulation of voltage-gated potassium channel activity; regulation of synaptic transmission, cholinergic.